AGCGGCGGCGACAGCGGUGGCGGCUUCCGGAGUCCCGCCGCGAAGAUGCUCAAAGUCACGGUGCCCUCGUGCUCUGCCUCGUCCUGCUCUUCGGUCACUGCCAGUGUGGCCCCAGGGGCCGGGAGCCUCAUCCCGGAUUACUGGAUCGAAGGUUCCAACAGGGAUGCUUUGAGCGAUUUCUUCGAGGUGGAGUCGGAGCUGGGACGGGGUGCUACAUCCAUUGUGUACAGAUGCAAACAGAAGGGGACCCAGAAGCCUUAUGCUCUCAAAGUGUUAAAGAAAACAGUGGACAAAAAAAUUGUAAGAACUGAGAUAGGAGUUCUUCUUCGCCUCUCACAUCCAAACAUUAUAAAACUUAAAGAGAUAUUUGAAAGCCCUACAGAAAUCAGUCUGGUCCUAGAACUGGUCACAGGAGGAGAACUGUUUGACAGGAUUGUGGAGAAGGGGUAUUAUAGUGAACGAGAUGCUGCAGAUGCUGUUAAACAAAUCCUGGAGGCAGUUGCCUACCUACAUGAAAAUGGGAUUGUCCAUCGUGAUCUCAAACCAGAGAAUCUUCUCUAUGCAACUCCAGCCCCAGAUGCACCACUCAAAAUAGCUGAUUUUGGACUCUCUAAAAUUGUGGAACAUCAAGUACUCAUGAAGACAGUGUGUGGAACCCCAGGGUACUGCGCACCUGAAAUUCUUAGAGGCUGUGCCUAUGGACCUGAGGUGGACAUGUGGUCUGUAGGAAUAAUCACCUACAUCUUACUUUGUGGAUUUGAACCAUUCUAUGAUGAAAGAGGUGAUCAGUUCAUGUUCAGGAGAAUUCUGAAUUGUGAAUACUACUUUAUCUCCCCCUGGUGGGAUGAAGUAUCUCUAAAUGCCAAGGACCUGGUCAGAAAACUAAUUGUUCUGGAUCCUAAGAAACGCCUGACUACCUUCCAAGCUCUCCAGCAUCCAUGGGUCACAGGUAAAGCUGCCAAUUUUGUACACAUGGAUACUGCUCAAAAGAAGCUCCAAGAAUUCAAUGCCCGGCGCAAGCUCAAGGCAGCCGUGAAGGCCGUAGUGGCCUCUUCCCGGCUGGGGAGCGCCAGCAGCAGCCACAGCGGCAUCCAAGAGAGCCAGAAGGCUAGCCAAGCAUCAUCUCUGACCCAGGAUGGCAGUGAAGAUGUUAAAGCUAUUUUGGAAGGAGAGGAAGUUCAAGGAGUUGGGGCCCAAGUGGCAGCUGAGGGGGCAGAGGCUGAGCUGAUGAAGGUACAGGCCAUAGGGGAAGUAAAAGAUGCUGAUAGAAAUGCUACCAACAUGGUGCCCAAGGCACUAGAGGAUAGGAUAGAGGUGGCUGACCUGGAAAUAGAGGAGGGCUUAGCAGAGGAGGGCUUAGCAGAGGAGAAGCUGAAGACCACGGAGGAAGCAGCAGCCCCCAAAGAGGGGCAAGAAAACCCAGCUCUGGGAUUUGGAGCUCAGCAAAAUGAUGUGAUCCUGCCAGAGUACUGAUCUGGUUUCUUCUCAAUCUAGAAGUCAAAUUCUGGCAUCUUAUGCAUUUUGUCCUUCAGCAAGGAAGGUGUGGAAGCAUGAUAUGCACUAUAGUGAUUCUGUUUUUUGAGGUGCAAAAAAAAAAUACAUAUCUAUCAGUUGGUAAUCCUAAAUUCAUGCAUGUGACUGCUUUAUGAAAAAAUAGUGUCUUCUAUGGUAUGCAACGGAUACCUAAUGCCGAGGAGUUAAAUUUGAAAUCACAAGUAAACACAACAUAACAUUUAAAAACAUACAUGUUCAGGGACCAGUAGCACACAUUGAAGUAACUAGUAAAUUGUUAUUGCUUUGAAAACCUAGUCAUCAUACAUCGUUUGGAUUUCUUCAUAAAGCAGUAAUUCCUUUCGACUCUCGCUUCACUAAUAUUAGGUAGUGCUCUAAGAUGUGUUCCCAUUGCAUUCAUGAUAUCAUACUUUUCAAUGUGCUCAAACUAUCCAAUGUGUUCAAACUGUUUACAAGGAGAUGGUUACAGGCUACAGUUUCAUGAUAUGUACAAAAAAAAAAAAAUCCCCACUUACAAUGGUAAGAAAUUGAAGCAUACUUAAGGGUCAUGAAACAAUGCACUUAGAGCUUAUGUAGAGAAUGCUUUCUUAUUUUGUCCUUAUUUAUACAUACUAUAUUAUGAAUAACCAAAAAUGUCCUAUCACAAAUUCCUGCCAUUUUUACAAUCCUGGAGAAGGUAUUUUACAAACUCAUGCUGAGGAAUGUAUUCCUUCCUUCCCCUGCUAAUGGCAGUUCUUUCUCAUGGAGAACAAUUAAGGUGGGCUAUGGAAAUUGAGGGAAGAAGAGGGGCUAAGACCUGAACUUACACUCACAAAAGUUGACUGCUUGUCAUUUUUAUAAAAUUGGAUUUACUCAUGAGUUUGUACAACUUUAAAGACAGUGACAGUUUUAUGGAUAAACUCUAUAAUUAUCAAGUUUCAAAUAUUCAGAAAAAUCUACCCCACAGGCUGGUGUCCUAUGUCUGAAUAGAGUGAGAAUAAUAUUCCAUUAUAAGAUCAUUCAUUAUAGACUUAACUAGAUUAAGGAAGCUUUUGUUUGUGAAAUUCCUUUUUUCCUUCAGUUGAUAGUACCUUAUGAACUAUUGCUUAUGAACUAAAGAUAUUUCUGAAAAUCUGUUUUCUCUUUUUUUCAUACUUGGAAUAGAAUUGCCCAAAUUUUACCAUGUAAUUUUUAGUUUCCAUGCCAAGAAAUUUAGGACAGUGCAGCAUUUUAUUUACCUUAAAUAAAUGAAAAGAAAGUACUGAUUUCAAAUUAGACUCAUGAGAAACUAAUAAUAGAAUUAUUAUAAUAAUAGAAUUAUUAGACCUAAUAAUUCACCAUGAUUUUUUUCAAAGUAUUUUUCUUUGAUUUUCAUAUGAACACUUUUCCCCCAUAGAAAUCACACUUAAAUUCCAAGGACCUCUAUUUCUAGCUUGAGUUGAAGUGAACAUUUUUAUCGAUUUAUGCAUCGCAAUUUUAAGUUUCCUCAGUUUUAAAAAAGAAAUAUUCUCAAAGACCAAAAUAAUGGACAGUAAAAAUGACUGUCACAGAAAAAUCCUUAUCAAAAAAAAUCUUAAAUUAUUUUGGCUCUUCCUCAAAACUGUGAAAUUGGAAAACGAAAUUAAAUCUCCGGUUCCUGGGGGCUACUGGACCUUGGGAGACAUUCUGCUUUCCAAGUGCAAAACUUCCUUCUUGAAAGAAGAAAAGAUAGGACUUCUCAUCGUCCCUCUUUUAGGGGCCUGGCAGUUGACCAACGUGGACAAAGGAAAAAAGCCCUUAAGGGCACAUCAUCUGGGUUCAGAAGAACAUUUUUUGUUUUGAUUUAUUUUUAUUAGCUAGUAGAGAGUACUUAUCCUCUUCCCCGUUUCUCUCCUUCCCUCUUUAUCCUCUCUCGGAAUUUCCAUGUUAGUAAUUGCAAAGGGCUCACUAUUUUUAAUCUUUAAGAAUGCCUUUUUCACUAAGCAUUAACAUUUCCAUGUAAGAAGGUCAAUUGCCUGGUAUACUUUUCCAAAUGAGACUUAACAGGCAUGCAGGGUAAGUGUCCCAUAUAUUGGCAAAGGAAAGAAGAGAGGGAAAUGGAUCUUCUUAGAAGUGGUAAUUAGUUGGAAGAUCAGUACAUACUGCCCCUCCUGGCCCACUGUUCCAAGGGAAGGCAGUUGUCCUGUCAUUCCAUCGCUCAGGCCUUACUGUGCCUCUGGGCCCCAUGUAGCAGGAGCCAUGAAGAAAGACAAUCUUAAAUUAUUUUCCCAUUAAAAAAAGUCUAACUGGAAUCCCACUGGUUUUUUUCAAACUUUAAGAGCUCAUUUGUCCCACAAAUGCAUAAAUAAGGUAGAAAUUAGAAUAAUAUGAUUGUUGAAGUUAUCAUCUAGAACAAGUACUGUUAUUCCAAGGUAUAAUCAAUAUGAAAACUCAAUGAGAUAUUUUGAAUUUUGAAUUUUUAUACUAAGUUUUCAAAAUCAGGAGUACAUGUUAUACCUUUAGUACAUCAAGUGCUCAAUAGCCACAUGUGACUAGUGGCUAAUGUAUCAGAACAAAACUGUUCUACAGUAAUUCUUAAGCAAGAUGACACGUGGAUUGCCAAUGCUUGGAUUUGAGCUGCCUCAGUUUCACAUGGAUGAGCUGGUAGGAGGCCAAAAAGAAAAUGGUUCAGAAGUGUCAUAGACUGAAAUAAGUGAAAACUCUUGGCCACAUCUGCUUAAUCAUGUGCUUCAAAGGGAUGUUUCCCAACACGACUUUUAGAAAACAGUACUUUCCUGGGCAUUGCAAAAUUGUCUGUUGGCUACAAUCCUUCGAAUCCUCCUUUGGGCCCUGGAAUCUUGACCACCGGCUAGAGUCUCCUGAGUACUGCCAUAAAGUCAAUAGUAUUUUACAUAGUAUGAAUAGUAUUCAUACAUAGUAUGAAAAUUUACUGUGAGCAAACCAUGGGCCCCCAUUCAGGAGGGACAGCACAAAAAAUGUUAAUAGGAUUUUGUAGGGCUGGACUAAGCUGGGCAUCAUUUUCUAACAGGCAAUCUUUCUUUCUACAAAUCUACUGAAACAUACUAAAUUUGCAUGAUAAAGAUUAUAUGAUGAGGAGGAGGAUGAUAUCCCAGUUACCCCCAAAAUGAGAAUGGUCACCGGCUGGCAUUUUUUAGAUUUCCUUAGAACGAUUUAAUCAACACUGCCAUUAUACAUGGAUUCAAAAGACUUAGAAUUUUCUUACAUACUGCUAUUUUAGAAUAAUCCUCAAGGUUCUAUAGCCAUUUUUAGUGGCAAACUUAAAAAAGAAAGGAAUAGCUUGCCUUUUACUGUGACCUCAAUUACAUAGUAUUUUAAACACAUUUUGUAAUUUAGAAUGUCUAGCAAUCCUUAUUUCCAGUUUUACAUGCAAGGUAACUGCUGGUGGGUUGCCUACAGACCGAAGAUUUAAAGAGAGCCAUUUUGUUUCAUAAUUCAGUUUUUAUUCCACAGAAGCAUCUGGUUGCAUUUCAAAUUGGAAAACAGAAGUAAAUGCCAGAAAAGGCAAAGAAUAAAAUUAGUAAAUCAUUUAUUCGGUUUUAGGAUUGUUCUUGCAAAGUAAAUGAAAAAAGAAAAAAGGAAAAAAAGUCAACGAAGUGAAUCAGCACUCGGUUUUUCUGGAUGAAGGUUGACGCCACAUAAAACUGAAAUAAAUAUAAUGAGCAGAGUCAUUUACAUAACUACAAUGCCAUUAUGUAAUUUACUUGUCAUUGCAGAGUAUUCGGUCUGGUUAUGUAGGUCUACUUCAGAUGGUGCAAAGUUUCCAGACAUUUGCCUACAUAAUAGGAUUUGUAAUAUCCUUGCAAUUACUGUCUAUUAGGUCAUACUCCAAUUUCCUUAAUGUUCAUCAUGGAUAUGUUCCUGAUUAGGGUCAUUGUUAUCAUCUGAGCAUUUACUGGUUAAAUACUGCUUAAUGGCUAGACUCUCUGUAUGUCAUCGGUGUUUUUUAGAAACAUUUAUGUGCAUGCAAACACAAUGGCAUUAUAAUAUUCAUAACCAUAUGAUAAGCAGAAAUGUACCCAAUAACUUUCUAUACAUUUUUUUCAAAGUCCUUUUCUUCCCCUGGCACAACUCAGGGUGAGUUUCUGGCUCCUUGACAAAUAAGGGAAAAAAAGACCACUGGAGAGAUACCAGCUACCCACCAUGGUUACCAAGUUCAGCAUUUUCUCUUUCUACAUUCUGAUCUACUAAGGGCCAAGUUUUUGUCAUUAGUACUCUUUCAGAUAUCACCUGAGGUCAGAUAAUACAAUCUCAGCUCACAAAGCCCAACCAUUUAUAUACUUAUCUUGGAGAGCAAUAACAAACUUGACUCAUUUAUGUUGGCUUGUUUAAAAUACUGAUUUUCAUAAAUGCUUGUGAUAUACUCUAGAGGAUUUGAUUGCAUGAUUUUAACAUCCUUCAAGACUCAGCCUUUUCCCUAUCACCUGGCCCAGAGGUCCACCUAGAGCAAGAUGGAAGCCUUGAAUGAGAGCGGACCAUCUGACUCCUUUGCAGGAAUCAGACAUUACUCAGAAGACUCCAGGUGUCCGACCUGGUGGAGCUUAAAUGAGCCAAAAAUGGAAAGAAACGUCUUCCCAUGCCAUGACUGAAAGUGAUGCUAUUUGAAUAUUGGUAUAUUGCCAUUAUUCAGUAAUGAAAAAAUGGGACUCCACCAGUCAGCUACCCUUUCCCAUAUCUUGGUUUGCUACCACUUGUCCCAAAUCAAUGUUUUGUUCCAUCCUUCUGGCUGUCAGGCUGCCCUCUCAGCUUGUGAUAUUUUCUAAAACCUGGAAGGAAGAUCCCAGACUUGCUGGAGAAAUGCAGGGCCCUUGGUGGCCCAGAAUUUAGUCUGAAACUCUGAACAGCAACGCUAAGGCUACACAAUCAUGCUUGUUCUUAAUAUUUAUUUUCAGCACAUUUUGAAGAUUGACCUGGAAAAUCCAUGGAUAUGGAAUGUUUACAUCUGUGUAAUCUUUGCUAUGACCCAUUGUUAAAAAUGACAGCUAUUUAAUCUUCAGUCAUUUAAAAAUAGUAUUUCUUUUCCAUUUAGGAGGUUAUUUGGGGGCACUCAAAUACAAUGGGCUUCACAUUAGAAUUUUUGAAAGCUGUUUUUUCCCUAAGUGUUCUCACUCUGACAACAAUUUGUGGAUAAAAAUCUACUAGGUUGGUCCUUUCUUUGUCCUUUCCUUGAACCAUGUAUAGUAGUUCAUCUGGUUUGUAAAAGAUAAAAAUAUGACUAUAAAUUGAAAACUGUCAUAACUGCCUCCUGUUAACCUGACCUGUUUUAUUGCCUAUCAUGUAGCAACUCAUAGUAACAUAGAGUACAAAUAGCAUAUUCAUGAGUUAUGAUUUUGUUUACUUUUUAUAAUCGAGGUUAUUACUUGAGUUAUAAGUUCUCAAGGUGUUUCUAUUCAUACACCCUUCGUCUCAGUAUUAUUUCAUAUUUCUCAGUCCUCCUAAAGCCAAAAAAAUUAUCUAACAUGUCCAUUUAUUAAUUAGGUAGGCCCACACAACAUAAUAGUAGUAUUGUAUUCCGUAUCUGAUAGAUACUGCUCUAUUUCCCUUGAAAUUUUAAAAUUUCUUGUGAGUUCACUGAGUGGGAACAGCAGACAGGGGUUUAAGUAAUUCCUUAUGCCAAGUGAACUAAGCAUAUCAAGGAGAAGGUAUUAUUAGUAUACAUGAGUUAGAAGCUACUGUUUAUACUUUCUUAUUUGAAUAUCAAUCAUUCUUUUAUCUAUGGUUUUUAUGAAAUAUGCAUAAAACUUAUAUGUACAUUUUUUAAAAAGUAAUUUCCACAUCAUUACCCAAGGAAAUAACUAAAUCUCCAGAGAACAAUUUUUAGGAAUGAGGCAAACUAAGGUUCACAGACCAAAUCCACCAGAGGCCUGUUUUUAUAAAUAAAGUUUUUAUUAGAACACGACAGUGCUCAUUUAUUUAUAUAUUGUCUGUUGCUUUCACACCACUAGGACAGAGCUGAGAAGUUUUAAGAGACACUGAACCGGAUUGCCCAGCAAAGCCUAAAAUGUUUCUCUCUCUACCAGAAAACAAAACAAAACAAAACAUUAAACAACAACAAAAAAACAAACCUGAUGACCCUGGUCUUUCAAAGCACCAGAUGCUUUUUUGCUGACAUCUAGGCAUAUUGAUUCCCAUGGUUUCCUCUACUAAGCUUAAGGUUCUUAUUCCCAGAGGAAGCAGGAGAGCUUUGUUUCUGUUGCAGAUGGCCUCACAACAAUAAUUGUGCUGUAUGGACAACAUAACAAUGAAAUAUCCCUACAGAACUAAAAAUUCCAAAUUGCAUCAUUCCUGAAAAAAGAAAUUUAGAGUAUGAAAUGACCUGGUUAAGAAAGAGGAGAAUUAAAAAGAUUUCUAGCAUUUUGAGCAUGUUUUAGAAAUGUGAUCACUAUAAUUAAAAUCAUGAAAGUGAUUUUUUAUACUGAUAUUUGCUCACAUUUAACUCAAUCUUCAGCUGUUACUUCAGUAAAUGAAGAAAUAAGAGUGCCCUUUGGUUCUGAAUCCUUAAGAAUGUUCUUAAGUAAUUUUAUAUCUGCUGGAUUUUCAUUUAAUCAUUUUUAGGAAAUAAUAUCCUUUAUUAUUAUGUAGCUUUCUAUGACCAUGGCAGGCUCAUCAAUAGCCCAGGGGGAGGCAGACAGCCAAUUCUUUUAUGGAAGGAAGCUACUUUCCAAUCUCAGUGAUCUGGGAGAUACUUCAUUUCUUUGAAAAGAGAGGGCCUUGAAUAAAUACUUGCUUUUACUUUUCUCACAUAUUCAGAAAUCCAAGGAGGGUGCGGCACUUAGUCUAUUUGUGUCACAGAGAAAUGAUUCAUUCCACAAUAUCUGCCUUAAGGGAAGCAGAUAACCCAGAUAUUGAGAAAUGUAGGCAUCCAUGACCUUUGUUGACUUUGAACAUCUGUAGCCAAAAGGUUACAAAGGAGGUCUUGUGUAGAAAACCUAUUAUCAGCUUAUUAUCAGGAACAUCUAAGAUAAUGUCAUGACUAACUAAACAAUAUGCUGUUUUCUUUAAACUGUUGCAAUAAUUAAUAAGAUGUAUCGCCAGGAUACACUAUAGAACUCAGGGUAAAAAAAGAGAUGAAUUUUCUGCUCCUUCCUCACAGUUCCUGUAUGUAAGGAGACUUCACUGGAAGGGGAAAGGGAAGAGAGAAAAAGAUUAGGAGUCCAUGCUCCCACCUGCCUAUUUUUAUAAAUGAUCAGUCAGACCUUGAAGGCAGUUGUUCAGACUUAAAUUUACAUUUCUGCAUUUCUCUCAAUAAUUGGGUCAUCUGCUUCCCUUAGAAAUGAAUAAAGUCAAUAGCUAAGUUUCUUCUCAGAACCAGACACUAAACAGUAGUACUAGUUUAGGGGAUAUUAGGCCUACCUCACAAGCACAUUUUAAGGAAAUUCUGUGCCAAUUUUUAAGCUUUCCAGUACGUCCCAGGCACCCAUUUUCUCAGUAAAUUUUCACUGAGAAACACUUAUAUAUGAUGAAGUAGUUUAGAGAUGAGCCCAGUGCUCCCCUCUAGGAGUGAGCUUUGUAGUUGGAAGAGAAAAAAUACAGGUGUACAUACAUAACCUGUGCUAAAUCUAAGCAGGCAGUAAGUCCUCUAGGGAUGCAAAGAAGGAGAAACUCCCUUCUGCCUGUAAUGAUGCUCCAGGAAAUCUUCAUGGGAACACAGGCUGGAUGUGAAGGAUGGGGAGAAUCUUUGCAGAGAGGGAAGAAGGCAGCAGGUUUGGCUGAGAAAUCUACAGAGUGGAGAAAUGCCAGGCCCAUUGGUGAAGGAACAGCACCUAUGUGAAAGACUAAACUCUACAGGGAAAUGUUACGAAGUCUGCAGGAAAGUCUUGGAUCUUGUGCAAAGUUUAAAUUAGACCUCCUUUCUUAGUCUGGGUAGAUAAGUGUGCAGCAUUUCCUCAGAGCAUCUAGCCCUCUGUGAUCUCCUAUAUAGAGAUUGGUUAAUUUGGUGCAUUCCUAAGUAGAAUAAAAAAAUCAGCCAACACAUCAAAGACAUUUUUUCAAGUCACCUGUUGAAGCAAAUCCUCUGUCACUAAAAACAAUAGCAUACAAUGAGUGAUUUCUGAGUAAGCUUUGCAACACCCCAAAAUCUGAAGGACUCCCUGGGACUCUAGAACAUCACCUAACCACCUGCUGAAGUUUUGCCAGUAGAAGCCCACGUCACGGUUCCUUCUGUCAUAGUUAUUUUCACCUUUAAGUUAUCAGACCUGAAAGGACGAUCCCCACUGGGAUAGAAUCACACUUGAAAGUUUAGACUUCAAGAUGACUUGUCAUAAAAAGUCAAGUCUCCGGCAACAAAAUGUGUAAUUUUCACAACUGCUUUCCCCAAACAUCAAGCUGGUCCUCUCAAGGCCUCUCUCUUACCUCCCCCCUCCCUUUUGUCUCUUGAUACACCCUUCUAUAAAUCCCUUUUUACAUCACUCACUGCAGGCAGGAUUUGACUUCCAUCUUCAAGAAACUUAUUUUUUAAAAAUAUUUACCGAGUCAGAUUACACCUUAUAUAUCCUUCUAGUAGUCUUGCCACGUUGCUUGUCUCAGAUACUGUCCAUGAUUAGUGAAUGGCUGCAUCAGUCCUCAAGGCCAAUGAAACAACAAGGUUGGGACAAAGAAGGGACAAAGGUUGACUAUGAUCCCAGGAAUGGAAAAGAAGCAAAGACAGAUACUGUCUUAAGAGAUAUGAAGAGAAGCUAAGAGCUACUGUGAGUGCAUAGAAAACCCAAGUGAGCGGGUAUUGAGAAAGGAAUACUUCUUACCAGGGUUUUUCAGGCUUGUGAAAUGAUCUGGUAUGUCUUUUCUCCUCUGACCUAGAAGAAAAAUUUGUACCUGUGGGUUGUUGAAAGUUUCCUGGACUAACAGGACAUAAGCUCAGAGCAGCACCGAGGAUUUGAUUGACAAGUACUGUUAUAUACAGGGAACCUCCAUGUGCAGUAGUGUGUACUGCCAGUCAUUAGCUAGAAACAAGUGCAUGUAGGAUUGGGGGACAAAGAUAAAGUAUAAAUAUUUCAGUUUAGUCAGCCAAGGUCACAGGCCACCUUCCCAAUGUCUGACUGAAAAAGGAGCUGUGAACAUUUCAUUUCUAAAAUCUGUCAAAAUGGUGCUAUUGACUUCUUCAUACAGAGAUCUAUUACAAUAUUUUUUAGAUAAACAUGUAAGCUGACCUAGGCCAUAAUGUAAAUACAGAAAAUGUUAGUAGAGAAUUCAUCAAAAUCAUGCCUGUUUGCUUUUGAUUGAGCUUCCCUAUUCUUCAGUGGCAGUGACUGACCAUGAGUCCCUGCUCCCCACAGAUGGGACACAGAGUCCUUGGCGCUCUCAGUGGCCCAGAGCCUGGGGCAGAUGACAUGAGAGCUGUAGACAACUGCUGCUUCUUGGACUCAGGUUGGAUAACCUGAUUAAAUGACUAAACAUGCUCAUUUUUUUGGUGUUUCCUAGGAACAUGAAAGAAUAUGUGACAUGUGGCAGGGCCAAUGUUACUUUGUGUUAAGUUCACCCGGCUAUGUCAGAGCAUGCCAAAAGAAGCAUAUUCCUUCCUACUGCAAACUCUGUAAAGCAAUUUGCAUGUACGGUGUGAUAAUAAAUCAUGUAAGAGCCCACCAAAA
Messenger RNA from Neogale vison (American mink), 11072 nucleotides. RefSeq names its product calcium/calmodulin dependent protein kinase IV (gene CAMK4). Bases 46 to 1473 code for a protein of 475 amino acids. The transcript is spliced from 11 exons. Gene Ontology annotation, molecular function: calmodulin binding; calcium/calmodulin-dependent protein kinase activity; ATP binding. Lineage: Eukaryota; Metazoa; Chordata; Mammalia; Carnivora; Mustelidae. The record is from RefSeq and is a predicted model, not a curated record. Gene Ontology annotation, biological process: protein phosphorylation.